Molecule: messenger RNA, 3208 nt
Organism: Anguilla rostrata (American eel)
Lineage: Eukaryota; Metazoa; Chordata; Actinopteri; Anguilliformes; Anguillidae
Gene: zdhhc13
Product: zinc finger DHHC-type palmitoyltransferase 13
Exons: 17
Coding region: 132-2069 (645 amino acids)
Biological process (GO): protein palmitoylation
Cellular component (GO): Golgi membrane
Molecular function (GO): palmitoyltransferase activity; protein binding
Source: RefSeq, a predicted model, not a curated record
AAGAAGAAUUGUGUGUCGGAAAUUGGCCAAUCAGCGCAUACCUUGUGCGACUAGUAUCCAGGAAGUUCUGGUUGAAGGGAGGGAACGCUCUACUCAAAAAGGUUUCGUUUUCUGUACUUUUUUUGAGGAUUAUGGACUGGAACGAGGGACAUGUGCCUCACGGUCACAUGGAGGACCACUGCCACAACCACGGAGCGCACGGACACGAUCACGGUCACGGUCACGGACCAGGCGGGAUGAUGCACGGGUUCAGACCUGGUUUCCAUGGGCAGUUCGGCCCCAGGGGUGACAUCAGGACAGACCCCACACAGCAGCCAAUGAAACGCUCGCAUAUGGAUGACAGCAGCAGCUGGGACAUUGUAAAAGCAACACAGUUCGGAGUGCUGGCGCGCUGCAGAGAGCUGGUGGAGGCGGGGUAUGACGUCAGGCAGCCCGACAAGGAGAACGUGUCCCUGCUGCACUGGGCCGCCAUCAACAACCGCGCGGAGCUGGUCAAGUAUUAUAUUUCCAAAGGUGCUAUUGUUGACCAGCUCGGGGGCGACCUGAACUCAACUCCUCUGCACUGGGCGGUGAGGCAGGGACACCUCUCCAUGGUGAUCCAGCUGCUGAGGUACGGCGCCGAUCCCUCGCUGGCGGACGGAGAGGGCUUCUGCUGCCUCCACCUGGCCGUGCUGUUCCAGCACAUGCCCAUAGCGGCCUACCUCAUGGCCAAGGGACAGGAAGUCGAUAGUCCAGAUCUAAAUGGGCAGACUCCUUUGAUGUUAGCAGCUCAGAAAAUUAUAGGGCCUGAACCCACUAACUUCCUUAUCAAGUGCAAUGCCUCGGUCAACGCCGUGGACAAGGUGAACGGGAACUCGCCGCUCCACUGCGCGGUGCUGGCGGGCAACGUGGACGCGGCCCACCUCCUUCUGGAGGCGGGAGCCAGCGUGAGCCUGCAGAACGCCAAGGGACACACUCCCAUAGACUUAGCCCACCAGGUGCACAGUCCUCUGCUGAUUCACAUGCUGACCCACAUCAAGGAGGAGAGGAUCAAGUCGAGUUCGCCCUGCUUCAGGAUAGUCGCCAAGUACGAGUUCCACCUGCAGCUGGCGUUCAGCGCGGUGGUGAUGUGGGUGGUGGGCGCCAUCGCGGACAUGCGCUCCGAGUCCUGGCUGCUGAAGGGCCUCCUCCUGGGCUGCGUGCUCGGCGCCGUCAACGUCACGUCCCGGCAACUGUCUGGACCCUCGAUGCAGGAACUCCGCCCUGCCUCCGCCCUCAUCGCCUCCCUCCUCUGGAUGGUGGUCACAUGGUGCCUGUGGUUCCUGCCUGAUAUCCCCAGCUUUACAGUGCAGGUUCUCUUCAGCCUCAACGCCAUUGGUCUGGCCUACUACUACUUACGGAGCUGGAGGACGGACCCCGGGUACAUCAGGGCCACUGAAGAGGAGAAGAAGAAGAACGUGGUGCUGCUAGCCGAAGCGGGCUGCCUGGACCCCCGGAUCUUCUGCACCUCCUGCAUGAUGCGGAAGCCCGUAAGAGCCAAUCACUGCUUUUCCUGCGACUCCUGCAUCGCCAAGCAAGACCACCAUUCCAUGUGGAUCAACGGCUGCAUAGGGGCCAGGAACCACCGCUACUUCGUGAUGUUCCUGCUCUGCCUGACGCUGAUGGGCGGCUGGAUGUUCUACGGCAGCAUCGUCUAUUGGUCGAAGCGCUGCUCGCUGAGCUACCGCGAGGUGGGCGCGUGGGGCGUGCUGACGGAGCUGGUGGGCUGCUCCCCGUGGGUGCUCUACGUGUUCGGCAUGACCUUCCUGCACACCUCCUGGGCCUCGGCCUCCCUCCUCAUGCAGCUGUACCAGAUCGCCGUCUUUGGACUGACUACGACUGAGAGGAUGAACCUCAUUCAGCGAAGAAGAAGACACCAGCAGCAAUUCUCACUCCGAGAAAACCCAUACAAUUUGGGUUUGGUGCGGAACCUGGUGAACUUCUUCCAGCUGCGUUGCUGCGGGCUGUUCAAGCCGGCCGUGGUGGACUGGACCCAGCAGUACUCCUCCGGGCUCGACAUGGCCGCCGGCGAGGACUUCCACACGGUCUGAGCCGCUCGAAGUGCACCCCCCAUCCCCCAACCACCACCCGAGCUCGGACCGGCUCAAAGUCCCCCACCCCCGCCCCCACCCACCGCCCGUGCUGGGACCGGGCCAAAGCCGCUCGGGGGGGGGGGGCGGAGAGCUGACGCUCGCGUGGAUCUGAGCCAAAUGGCAUAUUUUACUUUUUAAAUAAUUUUUCGUAACUUCUUUUCCGCUGUUAAUGAGCAUCCGCCUAAAAAAAAAAAGAUCAGUUCAAAAACGUUGAUUUGAGAAAAGUGAACCGGAGGACUUAUUUUUGUUUGCACAAACAAUUGCCUUGUACCGGAAUACGUCCAGCGAAAGAUCUCGAUAAUUUUGGCGGUGGAAGUUUUGAAUGUCCCUUGUCACCGUUUGUUAAAUUAUGUGUAAAGUGUGUAGAGAACAUUGUUUUAUACAUAGCUCUAUUUUCCUAAAUAAUGUUUUUUUUUUUUUUUGCAAGAGAUAAGGGAACAAUUAUAUACAAACUGAAUAUAAUAUUUUUGUUUUUAUAAAGUUAUAAAUGAAUGUUUUAUAUGAGCUGGCAAAUACAUACAAACAUAACAAUAACAUAGCAUACAGUUAUCGCACUGCUUAGAAAGUAUAUGUUCGCUCUUCAUGCCGAGCUUUAAAUUCUUAUUUAUUGCCUGUUUUCAGUGGAAUGGCAACAUUAUGUCUUCUCGGUUACAUUGGAUUCAUUUUUGGUUUGUUUGUUUCUUAUUACGCUCUCCAUACUUAAUGAGGCGUCUACUUAAGUGCCCAUUUCUGCAAGUCUAAAGUAUGGGACAGAAUAUUAGUAUAUCAGGUAGCUUCAAAGGAAAAACGGAGAAAGCCAUAAUAUAAUACGCCAAGUGUAAAACUCGGUGAUAAAUUUUUUCUUUAAGAUCUGUCAGGAUUAAAUUGGGACUGGUGGGUUUCUGGUCAAAGUUUCACCAAAUAGACAUCAGUAAGCAAUCCUUUAAUACCACUGGUACAACUUCAUGUCAGUAUGGAAAAUUGUUGUUUUGUGUGGAAACAAUUCUCAUGACACUCCCUUGGGUUUUGUACUUUUUAAUUAGAAAACGAUUAAGCUUGUCCAGACAGCUGUGACACACGAAGUAAUGGCUUCAGAUUAAUACAAAUGUAUUUGCUAA